UUUUUACAAACACAAAUAACACAACACUAACAAAUUCCAAAAUUUCCCCCCUUCUCUCAAUGGAUCUUUUUCUUUACAAUUCCCAUCUCUUUUCUUGAAACUCUCCUCCUUUUUCGUUCCCUUCCCCCAUUUCCCCACACAUUCUAUAUUCUACAACAAUGGACAACAACAACAACAACAAUCUACCUGAGAAUCAACCCUCCGAUGCCCCCAAAUUGGAUUCUGAUGAUGCCACCAAUCUCCCUCAUCAAACCCAUGCCUCUGCUGUAAAUUCUAAUGAAAAUUUGACAGAUCAAGAUCACAAUCACGAUAAGAAUCAGGAUCAGGAUCAGGAGAACAAGGACAAGGAGAAGAAUGAGGAGGACGAGGAGGAGAACAAGAAGGACAAUGAAGAAGAAGAAAGGAAGGACGGAGAGGAAAAGACGGAAGAGGAGGAAGAGUCCAAGGAUGAACCAGAUCUUCAUUACAAUCUCAAUACGAUUCUUGAAGAUGUCGAUCAAUUUCUCUCAACUCCUCACGGUUCUCGUGAUCGAGAGGAAGAUUCUGCUGUUGACAUUCCCAAGUUCAUCGACAAAUUCUUGGAUCUCGUGGAUGCCAAGAUUGAGCAAUACAAUAACGAGGAAUCCAAUGCGAAGGAGAAAGAAUGUCGAGUGCCGGAGGAUGACUCAUCGUUCCUCGAAGCGAUUGAUAGGAUAUCCAAGCUAAAAACUGCAAUUCACGAAAUGAAAUUGGAAGAGGAGAAGAAUUCGUUGAUCAAUCGCAUCGGAAGCACUCAACAGCAAGCGAUUUCUUAUUUGGAAGAAGAGUUCAGAUUCUUUCUCGAGGAGUCUAGAAAUAGCGAUUCUGAUCCUGCUGCUGAAACGAAAGGUAAACAAGAACAGGAUCGUUGUGCAUUACCUGAGGCUGAGUCCGAUCAGCCCCAGUUUCCAGGUUACUCCGAGGAGAUCGUCAACUAUUUGAACAAAAUCGCUAAGCGAAUGAUUUCGGGUGGAUACGAAUCGGAAUGCUGCCAAGUGUACAUGGUUGCGAGAAGAAACAUAUUCGAAGAUGCCUUACUAAAGCUCGGAUUUGAAAAACACAGCAUCGAUGAUAUCCAGAAGAUGAGUUGGGAAUCAAUGGAGAGGGAGAUCGCUACAUGGAUUAAAACGAUCAAGCAAUGCGCCACCAUUUUGUUCUCUGGCGAACGGAAUCUCGCCGAAUCUGUAUUUUCAUCAUAUCCUCCGAUUUCCGCCAGUCUGUUUAGCAAUCUAACUCGCGGCAUUGUGAUUCAACUGCUAAAUUUCUCAGAAGGAGUAGCAAUGACAAAACGCUCCGCAGAGAAAUUGUUCAAACUCCUUGAUAUGUACGAAGCUCUUCGCGAUAUGGUUCCAAAAAUGGAAACAUUAUUUCCAGUAGAAUCCGCGAACGAGCUCAAAACAGAGACCACAACCGCUCGAACUCGUCUUGGCGAAGCAGCGAUUUGCAUAUUUUGCGAUCUCGAAAACUCAAUCAAAGCAGACACCGGAAAAACUCCGGUACCGGGCGGCGCCGUUCAUCCGUUAACUCGAUACACCAUAAACUACUUGAAAUACGCUUGCGAGUACAGGAACACACUGGAACAAAUUUUCAAAGAGCAUUCAAAGAUCGAAAGAGCCGAUUCCACUAGCCGACCCCAUUUCGAAGGCGAACAAGCACCGAGUUACAACCCCAGCGCUGACAAUCAAUCACCAUUCUCGGUAGAACUGAUGCGAGUGAUGGAGCUUUUGGAUUCAAAUCUGGAAGCAAAAUCAAAGCUAUACAGAGAUGUAGCACUGAGUUCGAUCUUCAUGAUGAACAAUGGACGAUACAUCUUACAGAAAAUCAAAGGAUCUGCAGAUAUCCACGAACUAGUGGGUGAUUCAUGGUACAGGAAGAGAUCUUCAGAUCUACGCCAAUACCACAAGAAUUACCAGAGAGAAACAUGGGGUAGAUUAUUAGGUUGUUUGAACCACGAAGGAUUAACAGUACACGGGAAAGUGGUAAAGCCAGUGCUGAAAGAAAGGUUUAAAGGAUUCAACGCAUUGUUCGAAGAGAUUCACAAAACACAAAGCUCAUGGAUCAUAAGCGACGAACAACUUCAAUCGGAGCUGCGAGUAUCAAUAUCGGCCGUGAUGAUUCCGGCGUAUAGAUCAUUUUUAGCUAGGUUUUCACAGUAUUUGGAUCCAGGGAGACAAACAGAGAAAUACGUAAAGUUUCAACCUGAAGAUAUAGAGACAUACAUAGAUGAUUUGUUUGAUGGAAAUCCAAGCUCCAUGGCAAGAAGGAGAACAUAAAAGCUGUGGGAGCUCUUGCAACCAAUUUGAUUAAAAAAAGCUUCAAUCUGCGGAUUGCAAUUUGUGAAUUGCAAUUGCAUUUGCAAAUUCUUCUUCCUUGGCUUCAACUUCCUGAAUUGCUGCUGGGCUGCUCUCUCUUCUUCUUUUUUAUUUUUUUUUCUUUUUAUAUUAUGUUACAUUUUUUUUUCUCUAAUUUUUUCAAAUGAUUGUUUGUAAUUGUCACAAAUUAACAAUGUAAUUCUUUUGUUUUUGGCCUUCUCUC
This is a messenger RNA of Cucumis melo (muskmelon), 2553 nucleotides long. Its product is annotated as exocyst complex component EXO70B1. Gene Ontology annotation, biological process: exocytosis. The transcript is spliced from 2 exons. Gene Ontology annotation, cellular component: exocyst. Bases 159 to 2291 code for a protein of 710 amino acids. Gene Ontology annotation, molecular function: phosphatidylinositol-4,5-bisphosphate binding. The record is from RefSeq and is a predicted model, not a curated record. Lineage: Eukaryota; Viridiplantae; Streptophyta; Magnoliopsida; Cucurbitales; Cucurbitaceae.